AGCGGGCGUGGGGGCGGCCCCCGGGGAGCCCCCGGCCCAUGGCCUUCAUCAUGAUGAAGAAGAAGAAGUUCAAGUUCCGCGUGGAGCUGGAGCUGGACGAGCUCUCCUCCGUGCCCUUCGUCAACGGCAUCCUCUUCUGCAAGGUGCGGCUGCUGGACGGGGGCAGCUUCAGCGGGGAGUCCUCCCGGGAGGUAGUACAGGCAAACUGUGUCCGCUGGAAGAAAAAGUUCUUAUUUAUGUGUAAAAUCAGUGCCAGUGCCACAACAGGGAUUCUGGAUACUUGCAUUUGCAGGGUGUCUGUACGGAAAGAAUUAAAAGGAGGAAAGGCAUAUGCAAAGCUGGGAUUUGCAGAUCUAAAUCUAGCAGAGUUUGCUGGAUCGGGAAAUACCACUCGUCGCUGUUUACUGGAAGGUUAUGAUACCAAAAAUACAAGACAGGAUAACUCCAUUCUCAAAGUUUUGAUCAACAUGCAGCUGAUGUCUGGAGACCCGUGCUUUAAAACGCCUCCUUCCACAGCAAUGUCUAUAGCAAUUGCUGGAGAAUCAGAAUCCUUGCAUGAAGACAGGAAAGGUGGAGAAAACUUAAAAGUAGCACAUCUGGGCAUAGCAGAUGUCUCAUCAAAGAGUGCGUCAGUCCCAGAUGAACUUGGUGCAUGUGGACAUUCCAGAACAUCCAGCUAUGCAAGUCAGCAGUCAAAACUGUCAGGAUAUAGCACAUGUCACUCUAGAUCAUCCAGUCUGUCUGAACUCUGCCACAGGAGAAACACCUCGGUGGGUAGUACCUCAACAGGAAUUGGAAGUAUUCUAGAGCCAUGUGAAGAGACUGAGCCAAAAGUAACUGAAGCUAAUAUUGAUACAGCUGUUAAAGAUGCACCAUCAGAAAAACUCUGCAGACAUCCUGUAAAGCAAGACUCUGUGGAGUCACAGCUGAAGAGGGUCGAUGCUACCAGAGUUGAUGCUGAUGAUAUAGUUGAAAAAAUACUCCAGAGUCAAGACUUCAGUUUAGACUCAAGUGCAGAAGAAGAAGGUUUAAGAUUAUUUGUGGGCCCUGGUGGAAGCACUUCUUUUGGAAGCCAUCAUCUACCUAACAGAGUAGGAUCUGGAGCAUAUGAGCAGGUGGUGAUAAAACGCUAGACUAGAGUGACAAACGAGGAAAACUUGGAGCUCUGGCAUUGAUACUUCUAUUUUUGUUUGCUCUGUUGCAAGAGUUGUGAAAGCCAAAAUGAACUCAUUGUGAUCUUUUUUUGAAAAGUAAUGGAAUGCCUCUUGCUCAUAGAGCUUCAUCUUCUGUGGUAUGAAGGCAAUGUUUAGCUAUGUACGCCUUGUGUGAGCACUUGGACUGUUUUUGUAAGCUCUACCUGGUGUUAGCGGAAUUACUUGCUUUUUAAGUUGUGUGAAACAUUUUUGGAAGCAUGAAGUGAGUCCCAUUUCAGUAUUUUAUACAGGAGAUCACUCGUGGUGAUGUACUUUGUUCAUAACUUCUUUUCUAAAGAAGCUUCUGAAAGUUGGUCUUGAAUGAACCUGAAGAAAUUAAUUACUCAACUUGAUCCUACCUGCUAUUUUAGUCUUACAGAAGCUAAUUACUUCUAUCAAGUCAAAACUAUUAUCAAGUCAAUAUUAUUAUCAAGUCAAAAUUAAGGCCUCCACAAAAUAGCCCAGCUAUGUUUUAACAUAACCAAAACCUUCUCUUAAGAGUACUGAGCGUAACUUCAUUGUAAGGUUCAACAGUAGAGGUGAACUUCACAUGCAUUUCAAAAAAAAAAAACAAACCUAAACAGAUCUAAACCAGCCAGUAAUCAGUUGUGUUAACUGUAAAUGAAGUCUAGAGGCUUAUAUGAAUCAAAUGUGACAUCUGUUUUCGUGCAAGUGACAAAAGAAGUGGGAUUCCACAUCAAAAUACUAAGGCACAGUAAUGUAUUAUCAAGAAAGCUGUCUUGAUUGUUAAAUCUGGAGUUCAAAAGCUGCUUCCACAGAAACUCGCUUCAAUAAUGCAGGAACCUUGAGAUUCAAUGGGAUGGUACUGUUUACAAACAUAGUCAGUAGUUUACUACCACUUAGAACUUUUUAUUGUAGCUUAAUCCUUCACAGUUAGUUAGUGCUUUGCUUGUGUUUUGAAUGUGCCUUGUGGGAUUGGGGAGGUACAGGGAGAUUAAACUAUUUACUAAGCUACUUCAGCUUUAAAACUAGGUAAACAAACAUCUAUACUAUUAUCAAUAUAACUUAUUAAGAGAAGCACUUUAUUGUAGACUUACUCUGCACUCUGAAAAAGUCUUACUGUGCAACAAAUUUGUUGAACACUUCUUCCAUCACUAUCUGUCCACUGUUACAUUAAGGUCAAUGUACUGUAUUUAAAUUUGCACAAAUAGUGAUUUGCCUGACAGGCAAGAAAGAUGAAAGAACUCUUAAAAUUUGCAUUGAGAAUUAUGAAAGAAUCCAUUUUUAAAGGGAUGUGUUAGGUAGACACAGUUCUAAUUCAGGCUUGGCUCUGCUGUAUUUAAUUGUAAACUGCAAAUGACCUUAAUUUUGUAAUGAUUAGUUGUAUUGUUUAUCAGUAAGGCUUGGAUUAAAUAAAAAUACAAAUAGCGUAGCCAUUUUUGAAAGCUCAGAAUGCUUCAAAUUCUGCUCAGAGUGAUCUUUGACACCCUUUUAUUGAAGUGUAAGUAGGCCAUAUUUAAUAGGUUAAAUUAGGAAAAGCAGGCUUUGUUUUCCAUAAAUCCAUAGUAGAAUUAUUAAACUAAUUUUUAUUUUGUUUUUUAAGGAAAUUUCAGAUUUUAAAGCUUGAUUACUCUUAUUGAAUAUGAUGAAUAUGAGCUAUUUCUCAGUUAUGGUACUUAAAUACUUUUAUUUCCUACUGUUAAUCUCUUUGAAGUGUUUUAACUGGUAAAAGAAUUAAUACAAAGAUUGUAUUUUAGCUGCUGUUAAUAGAAGUGCGGUAUUAUCCAUUUCUGUCCUUCACAAGAAUUUUAAACAGAAACUACGUAACUGCUAGUAUACAGCUAUCUCUCAGAACAUGAUCGUUUCCUUUCCUGUUAUAUAACUAAUUUGUACCCAAAAAAUCCUACUGCAAGCCAAAAGAUGCAUGAAAUUUGAAUAAAUUAGUUGCUUUCAGUGCUCUUUAACACUGCUACACUUGUUGACAGAUCUAUUAAAACCAGUAGUAGUUAGAUGGUAGCUUACUUAAGUUUACUAGGAAAAAUAGGCAUAGUUUGAGGAAAACAGACCUUUAAAAAACAUUGUACAGCUACUUAUAUAAUUCUUAAGGGAAUUUCCAUAGCCCAGAUUUGUAUUCUAUGUUAAAAGACACAGCUAACUGCUGUAGGUUAGAUAUUUUGUUCACUAGAAACCAAUUGUUUUUUCGCUUGAGCAGAUCUUUUAAAUAGGAGGGAAGUUUACAUGGAAAUCAAGCUUUUAAUAAACUGUAUCCUAGUAAUUUAUUGUUCUGACUUUGAGUUAGAACUCUUUAUGAAGUGGUUCUCUAAUUGUGCAUAUUUUAAGUGGAACAUAACCUUCAUAUUUAGAUGUAUUUUCUUUUUUGUAAACUAUGUUAUAAGAAUACUGGAGACUCUCAUGGUAAACUGUUCAGGAUGCAUUGGUGGUUUGGUUUUGGGGUUUUUUUUUUAACUGUAUUUAAAUGGAAGUCUCAGACAUUCAAUAAACUCAUGUCUUCAGCUUGGAA
This is a messenger RNA of Gymnogyps californianus (California condor), 3675 nucleotides long. RefSeq names its product EEIG family member 2 (gene EEIG2). Bases 39 to 1133 code for a protein of 364 amino acids. The record is from RefSeq and is a predicted model, not a curated record. The transcript has 11 exons. Lineage: Eukaryota; Metazoa; Chordata; Aves; Accipitriformes; Cathartidae.